Messenger RNA from Cylicocyclus nassatus, 720 nucleotides. Lineage: Eukaryota; Metazoa; Nematoda; Chromadorea; Rhabditida; Strongylidae. The record is from the annotation of a GenBank genome assembly.
AUGUCUACGAUUCGUGACGGAAUUUUCUGUUAUUUACACAAUCCCGUCGAAUUCGUCGCCAACAAUCGUAGAAUUAGUACGGAAAACUUUGUGAACAGAUUCUGCUCCUCCGGUACCGAUCGCGAGAAGUGCUCCUCCAUUACUGAGCAAAGCCCAAAGCGCAUAAAGUUUGCCGUCGUACGUGAUCCUAUUGACAGAUUUUUGAGUGGCUAUGCGGAUAAGUGCUAUCCCAAGCGACUACCUCUUCCACCCGAGCGGUGUUUUGGUUGCGAGCAAAAUAUCAACUGUUUUGUUGAAACUCUACUCAGUAAGCUUCGCAGCAUUAUACGGGAUCCUCAUGCUACAAAUUACAUGGAAACUUCUCAUUUUGCUCCCCAAACAUGGUCAUGUAACUUCAAAGAGCAUCUAUACGAUUAUACCAUAAUUAAGUACGAAAGUGGACCGCAAGGCAUAAGAGAUAUAGCAACACAGUUUGACAAUAUUUUCAGCCUAGCAGGUGUCCCAGACUAUUAUAGGUCUGAGAUUCAAAAAGAAAUGCUAAUAGGGAAGACGAUUCAUACAACCUCAGGGACUGAUCUACGGCGACAUGUAGAAAAUCUACUGUACUCGAAUAGAACACUGUUGCGGAUGAUCACGCAGCUGUACUACUUUGACUUCAUAGUAUUUGGUUUCAAGUUUCCUAAUUUCACCGAGAUCUCAGCGAAUUUCAAUACUUCAUAA